Molecule: messenger RNA, 1176 nt
Organism: Nannizzia gypsea CBS 118893
Lineage: Eukaryota; Fungi; Ascomycota; Eurotiomycetes; Onygenales; Arthrodermataceae
Exons: 3
Coding region: 1-1176 (391 amino acids)
Source: RefSeq, a predicted model, not a curated record
AUGCCGUCAAGCCAGCCCGAAACCAGACAUGAGGAGUUGGCCUUCAGAAACGUUAAAACCGUGUCCAUCUCCGACGAGAAAGUUCAGCCCGAAAUAGUGGCUGUUCAAGAACCAGUUUCGGAACCGGACCAACCUGUCGAUGCCCCAAAUGAUGAAGAAGAUGAUGUACACAGACAGACAGCGGAGAGGAUCCUUGCUGUGCUUGAGCAAUACCUUCUCCCCAAGGCCCCCGAUGCCCAUGAUGGUUGGGCUCAAGGUGCCCCUAAGUUCAUCACAGUGAUCCGCAAGUUCGUCAAGGACGGCAAAGCGGUACAGAUGUGUCUGCCAGCAUUCCCGUGGAAGUCGGCCAAUACCGCGUAUAGGGUACUAGGCAAGCUGCCCGACAAGGGGGAGGAGGUGGCCCUAAAGCGGCUAAACGCUAUAUGUGAAGAUAUCGGCAACAUAUAUAAACCCGGAGCGAAGAUGCUUAUAGUCACAGCCGGGCUUGUUUACAAUGAUCUGCUCAGUAUCACGGACCGUGAAGUCUGGGCAUAUAGCGAGGCCUUGCGAUCUCUCGCUAAAUUGAGCGGUUGUACUCACCUCAGCUUCACUCAUCCAAAGGACCUUGUUCACAUUCCCGGACUACCGGCCAAGGUCGAGGAAAUGGUAUAUGUUGCCAACGCCUCUAACUUCCGACGAGCAUUGUUGAACAAGUUCAGUAACCCGAAGCUGGAUGUGGCCACGGAGAUUGUGGAGCAGGAAGAUACAAGGUUGAUCUACUGUGCCUAUACACAGCUGCUGGAGAAUGACCUUCGGUAUAUGUACAACCUGGACGAGCAUAAGAACGGCCUGAGAUAUCGCGACGAUGUCAAGUUCCUAGCUAGACAGCUGAUCAUUCGUGGAGACACGCUGGCGGCGGCAAUCAGGGACAAAUUCCCAGACCAUCUCCGCCUGAGUGUGCAUCAGUCGACGGGCGAGCAUAUGGUCUCCAUCAACCUGCUACCAACCAGCACUACAUAUACGAUACCCUGGCAGUGCAGUGUGGCAUAUCUGGCUGACGGAAGCCUCAUCAGUGGACCGAGGGCGAUCUUUGAGGAUAAUCCGAAGUUUGAGCUUGGUCGGGAGAAAAAUGGGAGACCGAGUUACUUCAAAGAGAAGGCUGUUAAAGUGGGGACGAAUGGAUUGGAAAGGAAAUAG